AAUGCAUGGACGCAGAAAAAUCUUUUCACACUUGCAGGAAACGCAUGCGCAUAGAGGAAACCAACUGGUUUGUGUCAAGCCGAGGCAGACGGACGUGAUCGAGCCAAAAAUCACCUGUAUUCUGGCAUUCAUGGUGACACACCCAUGGGCUCAGAGCGGGAGGAGAUGCGUAAGACACAGGUGCAGGUUCAUCAAGAAGCAGCUGCCAGUGUCCUCCAAGCGCGCACCAGAAUGGGAAACACCCCCACCAACGCCUCAAAUGCCUGCUGCUUCUGCUGGUGCUGCUGCUGUAGCUGUUCCUGUUUGACUGUUAGAAACGAAGACGAAACAAUACAAAGGUCCACGUUUGAGAGCAGGACGGACAAAACCACUAAUUGCGAAGAAAGCCCAAAGCCUACUCUGGAAGACACUCGCUCCUGGGCGAUGUCAUUUGAAAGGGUGAUGAAAAGUGCAGCCGGGCGAAGCUGCUUCAGGCAGUUCCUGAGAACAGAGUUCAGCGAGGAGAACAUGAUGUUCUGGCUCGCCUGCGAGGAGCUCAAAAAGGAGACGAACAAGACUGUGGUGGAGGAGAAAGUCCGCCAGAUCUAUGAGGACUUCAUCUCCAUCCUUUCCCCUAAAGAGGUCAGUCUGGAUUCACGCGUCCGAGAAGUGAUAAACCGCAAUAUGCUUGAGCCGACCUCGCACACGUUCGACGAUGCUCAGCAGCAGAUCUACACGCUGAUGCAGAGAGACUCGUACCCCCGCUUUAUAAACUCAUCUGCGUACGCAGAUCUGCUGAAGAGCCUGGAGGAGUCUCAGUCUCCCUCUGAGCCAUAGACUCUCCACUGCCACACAAUGCUUUCUAGCGCAUGCGUCCCACCCGAAGGAGUUUCGUGUUCAUGUUGGAGUCCUGCUAUUUAAAGAAAGACAGACGUGAAAAUGAACACUACUUAUCCAGCUGUAACUGCUGUUUAUUUACCCACGAUUAGCUUACCAAAACCUUUGGAGCAAACAAGAACAAAUGCUCGGUUCAGCAUCAGUUACUUGUCUAAAACAUAUCUAUAUUUUUAUAUACUCCCUAACGCUUGACAUUGCACUUUUCUACCUUGUUUAAUGAGGGAACGCAUGUAUCUGUGAGCACUGCAUUUGUAUUUAGGUAUAUUGUGAGCCUUAAUGCAUAUCCAGUUCUUGUAGAAAGUAGUAGUUUUUAUUUAACGGUAAAAUUAAGAAGAAGGAAAGUGCCUUGGAAUAAGAUCUUCUACACUAGCACCUUUGGUCUAAAACGAAUGGUGCGACAAUGACUUCACACGUUGGUGCUUUUAGCUCUUCUCAAAGAUCAAAGUUUUUACAACUUGAUGAGCUGAUACCCAGAAAUAGAUCUUGUCUUUGUGUUUCAAUACUGUGAUACUAGUCUAUAUUUAAUUUAAGCAAAACAGGGAAAAACAAACUGAAUACAUGACCAUGACCACUGAUAUAUUUGUGUAUUUAAAAAUUUGUGUGAAAUAACUAUAUGAAUUCUCACAUAAAUAAAGCACAAUCAUACGUUG
Molecule: messenger RNA, 1526 nt
Organism: Maylandia zebra (zebra mbuna)
Lineage: Eukaryota; Metazoa; Chordata; Actinopteri; Cichliformes; Cichlidae
Product: regulator of G protein signaling 20
Source: RefSeq, a predicted model, not a curated record